UGAAAACGAUGUUGAAGUCGAGAUUAAGAGUUGCAAUAAAAGAGAAGGUUUUAGUUCAGUCUCUAUCGUCUUGUUGUCGAAGCAAAGUAGUAGCUUAGCAAACGUCGUGCGACCGAGAAAUCGGUUGUCAUCAUAUCGCAAUAGCGCGAAUUAAUUAUCGUAAAAUGCCUUGUGCGCCUCUUCUGCGUUUUAGUGACAGUCCGGCUGAUACUAGAGCCGAAGCUGGUGAAGUUAUGUCUGGUUUCUUGGAAAUCAUCGGAGGUUCGAAUUUCACAUCAACGAAUUCACCGAGCCGUUCAGUGAAUAGUUCUAAUAGAAAAACAAGUACAUCGUCUAACAAUAACAUCACGCAGCGAGUUUUUGUUAGAGUGUAUCGAACGUCGAGUGAGCAUUUUGCUGUUUUGUACCCUGUGCGUGCUAUAAUUACAGCCUGCAGACCGUUGGCUAGCUUGAACCUUAAAUCUUGUACUGUGAAGCCUUUACCGAACUGCGAAUUUAGAGUUUCUCCCAGAUCCUGCGAAGGAAUGUCAGUCACUUUCCGAGGAACUGAGAGCAGCAGCGAUAAACAAAUCUCAGAAUGGUUAAAAGCUUUCAGCGAAGUUCAAGACCAAGAUCCUACUAGUCAAAGGCGAAAAAAGGUUUCUGCACAUAGAUUACCCCUUCCAGUGCUUGAAGAAAGCGAAGAAGAUGUAACAGAAUGAUACGUUUCCUAACAUUCCAUCAAUAAUUUAUUCACAUUUUGUCUGAACUUCCAAGACUUGUAACCGAAGUAUUCUAUCAAAUUUCCGUGCAUUGACUUCGUAACUGACGCUUUGGUUACUUUUCUUAGCUGUGAUAAAUAUUCAAUCAGCAAACGAUAUGUACUGAAUCGGUACAGAAACAACAUUUGUACCUAAAAUGGUUUUCAUUCCGAUUCCGUAUGUUCAAGUUUGGUUGAGUUCAGGUUAGUAGCUGAACAGUUGACAGUGGUGCCAUGUGACUGAAUUCUUUCCAAACUUUAGAUUUUUGUUUAGUAUGUGUUUUUUGAAUUGUGAAAGUAAUUGCAUUUAAUAAUGUUGUGUAUAUAUUGGUAACCAUUUCAAAUUUAUAAAAUAUUUUUUUUUCUAAUCCGAGAUGUGCAAAAAUGAAGUUAGUUCUCAUAGUAUCUUAAGUGAGCAGCUUUUUACUAAUAUUAACAACAUUUUAUGCAAGUACACGAGUAAUUUUUCUGUAAUUUGUGAAAAAUCUCUGCAUGUGUUUAACUAUCAAGUAUUUUAUUUGUAUGAAAUUUUUAAGUUAUAUAAUAAGGGCAUUUGGACAGAUAAUUUUUCAUAUUUUGGACCUUGCAAAGUGAAUUAAAAGCAAAGAGUUGAACAUCACCUUUUGAAGAUAAUUAUUUGGUCAGUAUCAUUAAAUUCUUAUUUCAUUAAACAGAUAACAAAUAUUGGAAAUAUUUUUAUUUGAAGACUUAAUUUUGUAAAUUUACAUUAGUAAUUUGUGAAAAGUAAUAAAUGGCCUAACAAGUGUAAUUUUUAGACCGACAAUUAAUGUUUUUAAAAUUUUUUCAUGUAAAGGUGCACAAAUAGCAUAAAAAGUGGAAAUUUUUUCUGUUAAAAAUAACCUUUAUGCAACUUGUUUCAGUCAACUAGUUCAUGCAAUUCAUUUACAUACAUUUUUAAACUGAUAGAGAAAAAGUUAAAUGAAGGACUGAAAGUUUUGGCAAAUUUGUUUGUUUCAUGUGGUAUUUGCAAAUUCACUAAACAUUCCAUUUUCUUUGUUGUAUAUAUGUUCUUUUUUGCAGGGUUAUUGCUUUCUAUAUGAUCUCCCCAAUUUUAUUAUUUUAUUUUUGAAUUGAAAAUAUUAAAAAACUAAGAUUAUUUGUAUUUUGUCUGUAUUAUUAUCAUUGAUUUUUAUGUGCAAAUUCUUAAUUUUUUUAACUUAUUAUUUGUUUACAAUUUGAAUGGAGGAAUUAAUUAUAUUUAGGAGUUUGUAAGUGUAUUUCAGUAUAUUCAAUUUAGUUCAUGGAAUUAAACUUUUUUUUUUUCUCUUCGCAUUUCAAUGGGAGAAAAUCUAUAUUAAAUUAGUUAUUGAAGUGCAUUUUGUCUUUAAAAUAUUAUAAUUUAAAUAUUUUGCACAAUAUGGCUGGCACAUAAUUAUCCUAGACAAAAUAAUCUUAAUAUAAAUAUAGUUUUUAAAAUUUUUCUAAUGAAGUUUUGGGUCCAAUUUUAUAACAAACCUGGAAUGCCUUUAUAGCAGUUCAUUUUAACGAUGUAUAUAAAUUUUGAUAUUGUAUUUCCUUACUGUUUAGACUAUACAUCCAUAAUUGAAUUUCUUAGUAAUAUAAAUUUCUAAUCUAAAAUGUAUUUUUAAAAAUGUUGUAUUUAUAAAUGGAUCAUUACUGUAUACUGUGUAGUAUGUCUCUGUAAAUAACGUAACAUUCAGUUUUCAUGUCCUUGUUCAUUUAAAAGCUUAUUUAUUUGCAAUUCUUAAUAAAAUAAUGUAUCUUUA
Molecule: messenger RNA, 2487 nt
Organism: Stegodyphus dumicola
Lineage: Eukaryota; Metazoa; Arthropoda; Arachnida; Araneae; Eresidae
Source: RefSeq, a predicted model, not a curated record